Nerophis lumbriciformis (worm pipefish) is the source of this 1512-nucleotide messenger RNA. The record is from RefSeq and is a predicted model, not a curated record. NCBI's taxonomy places the organism in Eukaryota, Metazoa, Chordata, Actinopteri, Syngnathiformes, Syngnathidae.
AUGAAACGGUCUGCCCGAGGUCGUUCACAGGAGGAAAAUCCUGAAAAUGACCUGCACAAACUGAAGCAACAAUAUGGCCAAGCAGUAAAAGAUAAACAAGCAUACGAUAGGAAAAUUCAAAGCCUCCUCGAGAAAGACAGCAGGGAGAUUCAGAGGCUCCAGACUGAACAUGACGAACUAUUACACAUCCUCACCAUCGCGCAAAGCAAUUCCAACCAAAAGAAAGAAGUGAAUGCUGCUCAAGAUCUUGAUAACCUUUUGACCAGUGAGGAAACCAUAGAGGAAGAGCUACUCACAAACAAAGCCAAAUUGGCAUCUUAUAAAAAGGAGAUUUUAGAAUGGGAGAGGAAGCUGGUAGCUCAGAGGGGAGGGAGUGCACCUCAUAAUACAAAAUGUGAAGACAACUCAAUAAAGGAUAUCUUGUCAAAAGAGGACAAACUGUACAAGGGUCACAUAUGCUUCAAUGAGCUGAUGAUAAGAAAUGGGCAAUUGAAAAAGGAACUUGAUAUUCUGGAAAUGGAGAAGAAUGAGUUCCUGCAAAUUCAAACUCAGCUGAAAAAGGACCUGCAUAACAUUCGUAAGGAAAUUUCUGAUUUGAGCGCUAUGUGUACAAAAGCCAACAAUGCCAGCGUUGCAAUCCAGAUAAAGCAGAAGAAGUUGAAGGAACAAAAAGCUCAGUUUGAUGCACAGUACACUCAAACAACAAUCAAUUUAGAGCAUGAAAUUGCCACGCACUGCAACCUUGAGGCUAUGGUAAACAUCAAGAACGCCGGCGACGAGGGUUCCGACCGCGAAAAAGAGGAUCUGCUGGAGCAGCUACAGAAAUUGGCAAAUUUGGAAGAUGCCAUCCGGAAUAUUUUGAUAGAGACCGGGGAGAAUGACCUUGACACACUGGUGGAAAACUUCAUAGCAAUGGAGGAGGAGAACUAUUCUUUACUGAGCUUUGUCAACUAUCAGCACUGGGACAUUGAGGCCCUUAAACAGGAGAACGCCGAGCUUCAAAAGGAGUGCGAGGUCUUUAUUGCUAACCGAAAGCAGCAGGCAGAGGACCGCAAAACACUUCAGACGGCCAUUACCACCAAGCAAGAGAAGAUCGAGGAGCAGCUGUCCGGCUACGAAAAGCGAAUUGACGUCCUGGAAAAUAUCUUAGAUCGUCUUAAAAAAGGCAUCCAAACAAUACUUGACAUCACCUAUGACACUAAAGACAUGGCUAGCACGUUGAGUUCUUCUGACAGAGCCCUGGAUGAGCACAUGGCAGCUUGUUUAAAGCUAGUGGAGGAAAAAGUCAAUGGUUACCUCAAUCUGCAGUCCGUUAUUGCCUUCCAGGAGAGCUUAACGCAGUGUGAGCUCUCUAACGAUGGAUUUGGUUCUAUAGCGGAUCAACUGCGAGGGAAGGGGAACACCCCAGCACCUUCCACCCCACAGACUGAUGAGGACAAAAACCGUCCGAAAGGCAGUCGUUCAGGAAGCAAGGGAGCAAAUGAAAAGAUGGCUUCCUACAGCAGCUCAUAA